AGAGGACCUUGAAAAUGGCUUCUGGGCAUGCGCCACAGCGACCGUUACGAGACGCAAAACCGACGCCUUGGAGCUGAGAGCCUAGAGGGACGGAGCUCAGCGCACCAUGAGGCUUCCGGGGCCCAAGGCCGACCGUGAGAGCGCACGAGGUUGGCGAGCCCCGCGGAGAGGCCGAGGCGCGGAUGCGGGCGCCGGCUUAGCCGCGGCGGUAGCGUCACGCAGCGAGGCCGUGCGUGCGCGGGCGUCAGGGCGGCGCUGAGUUGAGGACGCUGGCGGCUCCGCGACGAGCUUUGUUUUUUUGGUUGGGCAUGCUGCUUACCGCAAGAUGAUGGAAGGGACGGCCCGUACAAAGACAGAAGCGUUGGUUUCACUGAGUCAGUGCUGAUUCUCUCAAAUAGAGCUUGAAGGAUAAAUCUUCAUUUUUGUUUCAACAAAACUUGGAAACAAAAUGGAAGAAAAUAAUCUACAGUGCAGUAGUGUGGUUGACGGUAAUUUUGAAGAAGUUCCCAGGGAGACGGCAAUUCAGUUUAAACCUCCACUAUACAGACAGCGGUACCAGUUCGUUAAAAAUUUAGUGGAUCAACAUGAGCCUAAGAAGGUUGCAGACCUGGGAUGUGGUGAUACUUCACUCUUAAGGCUGCUAAAAGUCAAUCCAUGCAUUGAAUUGCUUGUUGGAGUAGAUAUUAAUGAGGAUAAAUUACGAUGGAGAGGGGAUUCGUUAGCUCCUUUCCUGGGGGAUUUUCUGAAACCUCGGGAUCUGAAUUUGACCAUCACAUUGUAUCAUGGCUCCGUUGUGGAGAGAGACUCUCGUUUGCUUGGAUUUGACUUGAUAACGUGUAUUGAAUUAAUAGAACAUUUGGAUUCAGGUGAUCUGGCCAGAUUUCCUGAAGUGGUAUUUGGGUACCUGUCUCCAUCCAUGAUUGUCAUCAGCACACCAAACUCUGAAUUCAAUCCCCUGUUUCCAUCAGUGACCUUAAGAGAUUCAGAUCAUAAAUUUGAGUGGACCAGAAUGGAGUUUCAGACCUGGGCUUUAUAUGUGGCAAAUCGCUAUGAUUACUCUGUGGAGUUUACUGGUGUCGGGGAACCACCAGCUGGAGCUGAGAAUGUUGGAUACUGUACCCAGAUAGGAAUCUUCCGGAAAAAUGGAGGAAAGGCAACAGAAUCAUGUCUUUCAGAGCAGCAUGAUCAGCAUGUUUAUAAAGCUAGACAGGGUCUCACUAUGUUGCGCAGGCUGGUCUUGAACUUCCAUCCUCAAGCAGUCCUCCUGCCCUGUCUUCCUAAAAUGCUGAGAUUACAGGUUUUUACCACCUCAUACCCAAGCUUACAGCAGGAAAGGUUCUUUAAACUUGUGUUGGUUAAUGAGGUGUCCCAACAAGUGGAAAGCUUAAGAGUGAGCCACCUGCCAAGGCGGAAAGAACAGGCUGGGGAACGGGGUGAUAAGCCCAAAGACAUUGGUGGCUCAAAGGCCCCUGUCCCAUGCUUUGGACCAGUCUUCACAGAGGUUGAGAAGGCCAAGAUAGAGAACUCUCCUACACCCUUCUGUGUUGGAGAUAAAUUUUUCGUACCUCUGCAGAGACUCCUUGCGUAUCCCAAGUUGAACCGCUUAUGUGCUAAUGAAGAGAUGAUGAGAUCGGUCAUUGCUGACUCAAUUCCUCUGAGCAGUGAUGGUUCUGCAGUGGUGGCUGACCUGCGUAAUUAUUUUGAUGAACAGUUUGAGUUUUGAACCAUGUUUAUUUCCUGAAAUUUCAGGGUCUCAGCGAUAGUUGUGCUCACUUACAAUUUAGUUUUUUUUUGUGUAAUCCUAAUUCAAGUAAUGUUUUUAAAGUUUCACUGCAAAAGUCUAUGUUCCAGGCCAUUGGACAGACCUGCUUGAGAUAUGGCCAGACUGCAGUGAGCCCUGAGAAAGAUAUGAGGGUUUAACUAAAAACGGGUGCUUUCCUUUGAUUUUGGACUUUUUUGUUUUCUCAAGAAUAAAGAAGUUGGAUGUGGUAAUAUGUUAA
Pan troglodytes (chimpanzee) is the source of this 2000-nucleotide messenger RNA. RefSeq names its product HEN methyltransferase 1 (gene HENMT1). Gene Ontology annotation, biological process: siRNA processing; piRNA processing; RNA methylation. Lineage: Eukaryota; Metazoa; Chordata; Mammalia; Primates; Hominidae. Bases 449 to 1723 code for a protein of 424 amino acids. The transcript has 9 exons. Gene Ontology annotation, cellular component: nucleus; cytoplasm. Gene Ontology annotation, molecular function: RNA methyltransferase activity; O-methyltransferase activity. The record is from RefSeq and is a predicted model, not a curated record.